Messenger RNA from Aspergillus heteromorphus CBS 117.55, 3486 nucleotides. RefSeq names its product kinesin family protein. The record is from RefSeq and is a predicted model, not a curated record. Lineage: Eukaryota; Fungi; Ascomycota; Eurotiomycetes; Eurotiales; Aspergillaceae. Gene Ontology annotation, molecular function: microtubule motor activity; microtubule binding; ATP binding. The transcript has 2 exons. Gene Ontology annotation, biological process: microtubule-based movement. Bases 110 to 3133 code for a protein of 1007 amino acids.
AGGGCGUCGCGAAGUCCCCGGAUAGCCGACCUCCGCGUUGAAGACUCGUUCCGCGUUAGCUCUCCUCUAGAGGGACGUGACGCCUGUGCUGUCACAUAAUACUAACAAAAUGGCCGACGCUUCCUCCAUCACCGUUGCGGUCCGAGUCAGGCCCUUCACGAUUCGGGAAGCCGCGCAGCUCUCCAAAUGUCAAGAUGGCCCACUGUUCCUGGGUGACGGGUCUUUGGCCGGAGCACCGACACCCAAGCUCAAUCAGAAGGGACUUCGAUCUAUCAUCAAGGUCAUUGAUGAUCGAUGCCUUGUGUUCGACCCCCCAGAGGACAACCCGGUCCAGAAGUUUUCGAGGAGCGUCGUCCCCCAAGGAAAACGCGUCAAGGAUCAAACAUUCGCUUUCGAUCGAAUCUUCGACCAGAAUGCCUCGCAAGGCGAGGUCUACGAGGCCACCACCCGAAACCUUCUCGACAGCGUCCUCGACGGAUAUAAUGCCACGGUGUUUGCAUAUGGCGCGACGGGAUGUGGAAAGACGCAUACUAUCACCGGCACAGCACAACAGCCGGGUAUAAUUUUCAUGACGAUGCAAGAGUUAUUCGAGCGGAUAGACGAGCGAUCCGGAGAGAAGGCGACUGAGAUUUCGCUCUCGUACCUGGAAAUUUACAACGAGACAAUUCGCGAUCUCCUGGUUCCCGGAGGGAGCAAAGGAGGACUGAUGCUCCGGGAGGACUCCAACAAAUCGGUUUCGGUGUCUGGUUUGUCUAGCCACCACCCGCAAAACGUGUCACAAGUGAUGGAUAUGAUUAUGAGGGGCAAUGAAUGCCGCACCAUGUCCCCGACCGAGGCCAAUGCCACAUCCUCGCGGUCGCACGCCGUCCUUCAAAUUAACAUUGCUCAGAAGGACCGGAAUGCCGAUGUCAACGAGCCCCAUACCAUGGCGACGCUAAGUAUCAUUGACCUUGCGGGUAGCGAGCGUGCGAGUGCAACGAAGAACCGCGGUGAGAGAUUGUUCGAGGGUGCAAACAUCAACAAAUCUCUCCUCGCCCUGGGAAGCUGCAUCAAUGCACUGUGCGAUCCUCGAAAGGCUAGCCACGUUCCCUACAGAAACUCAAAACUGACUCGUCUGCUGAAGUUUGCGCUCGGCGGUAACUGCAAGACAGUGAUGAUUGUCUGUGUCAGUCCAUCAAGCCAGCACUUUGACGAGACGCAGAACACAUUACGGUAUGCCAACAGAGCGAAGAACAUCCAAACGAAGGUCACGCGAAACGUGUUCAAUGUGAAUCGCCAUGUCAAAGACUUCCUGGUGAAGAUUGACGAGCAGAUGGCUUUGAUCAACGAAUUGAAGGCUCAGCAGAAGGAUUCUGAGAGGGUCGCCUUCUCCAAAUUCAAGAAACAGACCGAAAAGAAAGACGCCGUCAUUCGCGAAGGAGUGGCUCGUCUUCGCAACGCAUACGAGCACUCACAGUCAGAGAGGCAGGAGCGGACGAACAACAUGAUUAAACAGAAGCAGGUCAGUCGACGGAUCGGACUGCUGUCUUCGUGGAUCGCCGCUUUUGACCAUGUUUGUGCAUGCUCGGAGGUCGACGAGGCACUGUCAAACCUCAAGGCAAUCCGAAAAUCCGCGCACGGGAAACUUCUCGAGCUGGAGAGUAGUAGGCAGCAUUACCAUCAAAGGCUAGCCAAAAGCACGUGGGAUCGCAGUUUGAACUCUGCGGUGGAACACGCCAUCCGCCAGCUCCAAGACUUCGAUAUCAGGGACAACAGCGACAUUGCCAUUAUCGAACGUGAGGCGGACCUUUUGAGAUCGAGCACUGAGCGCGAUGCCCUGGCGGCAGUAGCAGAAUAUGACAAGGCGGGCGAAGCGGCUACUAUACAACAACUUCUCCAGGCCCAGUUCGAACUGAUGACCGAAAUCGAAAAUCUCAUGCAACUGAGUGAGGAAGAAGCUGUCGAGCAGGGACAGAAAAUGCUCGCAAAGAUGCUCAAUUCCGCUUCCAUCGCAGCAUCCAGCAUCGUGAAACCAGAUGGUGGCGCAACACUUGCUCCGCCAUUCAGCCCUGUUAAGAUGAGUUCACCCAAGCAGAAGAAGAGACUGAGUCUCGCGACUGCGUUGCCUACAGGCCGAGCUAUGCAUGCGCCGGUCUUGACUCCCUCAGCGGCACCGCCUUCCCCUUCGAAGGGAUCCCCUCGACGUCGCAAGCUGAACGUGGGAAGAAAGAGUGUCAGUUUCUCGCCGAAGAAACCCCUAGCGAAGCCAACCAAGAGAGGAGUGAGAUGGAAGGAUGAUGAGGACGAGGGCACAUUGACGGAGUUCCAGAAAACUCCCCAGAAACCGCAAAUUACCACGAUACCAGAGAACAGCCCCAACGAGCCCACACUGCCCCGGACAUCGCCUAUUCCGCGAGGAAUUCCAGUGCCGUCUCGGAACUUCAGCCCUUCGGGCGCCUCGCCUCCCAUCUCCGCCAUCCCAGAGCCCACUCUUAAUAUCCAGAAGAACAACCGAUUCAAGGCCGGGUUCUUGACCAAAAAAAACAGCAGCUCUCCAAUAGCGCCACCUCCCACGUCGACGCUCCCGUUGUCCGGCAGCGAUGGCUCGCCCCUCCGCGACAUUGAGGGCAGCAGCUUCUUGAACCGGAGUUCCAUCGAGCGGCCGUCUCGGAUUGCGGUCAGAACUUCGAGUGGAAGCUACACCAGCAGCCCGGCAUCCGACACCAAGAACAGCUGGACGGCGAGCAAAGAUGAUGCGCUCAAGAUUACCUCUGCCAUGAGGCGGAUCUCUGGAGGGUCCUACGGUGUGGGAGGCUCAGCCAACGCGCUUCGCAUUCACCGGCGACGCAGCCCGACAUCGAACACAUACGGAAGCUCCCCGACCGAGCACAACACCAUGAACACCAUGUUCACGUCCCACGCAAGGCGACUGGUCAAGAGCGAGAAAGAACUAGAGGGCAAGCCCAGGGUGCUGAGUCCUCGCACCAUCCCCAUAAUGAAGAACACAAAUCGGCGUACCACAUUCGGAGGAGAGAUCCGACCACGGGAUAUCAGCUUCGCAAGCAGAGACGCCAUAAGGCUCAGCACGAUGGCCACCCCCAGCAUUGAGAGGCCCUCCGAGGGCCUCUACGGUGCCGGGUUUGGAUACAGGUAGACCAUCGCUUUCUAACUCUUCUUUCUAUUUUCUUUGUUGGUAGGCAGGUCGGCAGGACGGUGUUCAGGGGCGGAUACCACGCGCGUCACGUUUAUGUUGAGAUGCAGGCCGAACGAUCUGAGAUCCGGUCUUUCCCUCCUUCCUUCAUGUUUCUUGUUUGUUUCAGGGUGGUGUGCCUCAUGCAGAGCUUGGAAAGACACAAAGACACCGUGAUUUCAUUCCCCCUCGAUGUUAAAUGGUACUUCUUUCAUGGCAUAUAUUACUCUCGGGACGUGUACAAUAGCAGGACGAAUAUUUUACCCGGUCACUUUGUAUGCAGGAUGGAAUAGCUGGGAUUAAUGUGGACUCGAGAC